Messenger RNA from Chaetomium fimeti, 1536 nucleotides. RefSeq names its product chaperonin 10-like protein. The record is from RefSeq and is a predicted model, not a curated record. Lineage: Eukaryota; Fungi; Ascomycota; Sordariomycetes; Sordariales; Chaetomiaceae. Gene Ontology annotation, molecular function: L-iditol 2-dehydrogenase (NAD+) activity. The coding region runs from base 90 to 1241 and encodes 383 amino acids. Gene Ontology annotation, biological process: D-sorbitol catabolic process. The transcript has 2 exons.
AAAUUAAGUCGAGACCGACCACUCUUUCGUCCCGGAUUCCCGCCUUCCUGCCGUGCGCCCCAGAUCCUUCCUCCCCUUCUCACCCAACCAUGAACGGCACCAAAAGCGUCAACGGUACCAACGGUACCAACGGUAUCAAUGGUACCAAUGGCAAAGCAAAGGCGGCCAAGGCCAACAUUGGCGUCUUCACAAACCCCAAGCACGACCUGUGGAUAAGCGAAGCCGAGCCGACGCUGGAGAGCGUCCAGAAGGGGGAGGAGCUCAAGGAGGGUCAGGUCACCAUCGCCAUCAGGAGCACGGGCAUCUGCGGGUCGGAUGUGCACUUCUGGAAGCACGGCUGCAUCGGCCCCAUGAUCGUCGGGUGCGACCACAUCCUCGGGCACGAGUCGGCGGGCGAGAUCGUCGCGGUGCACCCGGGGGUGACGAGCGUCAAGGUGGGCGACCGGGUGGCGGUCGAGCCGCAGGUCAUCUGCAACGCGUGCGAGCCGUGCCUGACGGGCCGGUACAACGGGUGCGAGGCCGUCGACUUCCUGUCCACGCCGCCCGUGCCGGGCCUGCUGCGCCGCUACGUCAACCACCCGGCCGUGUGGUGCCACAAGAUCGGCGACAUGUCGUACGAGGACGGCGCCAUGCUCGAGCCCCUCUCCGUCGCCCUCGCCGGCCUGCACCGCGCCGAGGUGCGCCUCGGCGACCCCGUGCUCGUCUGCGGCGCGGGGCCCAUCGGCCUCAUCACCAUGCUCUGCUGCAAGGCCGCGGGCGCGUGCCCGCUCGUCAUCACCGACAUCGACGAGGGCCGGCUGCGGUUCGCCAAGGAGAUCUGCCCGGAGGUGAUCACGCACAAGGUGGAGCGCGUGCCGGCCGAGGACGCGGCGCGGGCCGUGGUGGCGAGCUUCGGGGGCGUCGAGCCCGCGGUGGCGCUCGAGUGCACGGGGGUCGAGAGCAGCAUCGCGGCCGCCAUCUGGGCCGUCAAGUUCGGCGGCAAGGUCUUCGUCAUCGGCGUCGGCAAGAACGAGAUCCAGAUCCCCUUCAUGCGCGCCAGCGUCCGCGAGGUCGACCUGCAGUUCCAGUACCGCUACAGCAACACCUGGCCACGCGCCAUCCGCCUCAUCCAGAACGGCGUCAUCGACCUGACCAGGCUGGUUACCCACCGCUUCGGCCUCGAGGACGCCCUCAAGGCCUUUGACGCGGCAUCGGAUCCCAAGACGGGCGCCAUCAAGGUCAUGAUUCAGAGCUUGGAUUGAGGGUCAGAAUUGUUAUUUUUUUUUUCUGUGCCAUUCUUUUCUCUUUUUACUUUUUUAUUUUUUAUUUUCCUCUACCUCUUUUUUUUUUUUUUUGUGUUUCUGGUCUUAUUGUCACACCCGAUUCUCAGUUUACUUGCAUUUCGAGACCGGCGCAUAGAGAUCUAGCGUGUAAAGUGAGAUUUGAACCGAGCUCGGCGGCACUGUUAGAUAGGAAUCCGAGUCAGUUGAACCCGCCGUUCAAGAGACGCUUACUGUGUAACUAUUGUGUAACUAUUGUGUAGGGGUUGUUUAAGAC